Pistacia vera is the source of this 579-nucleotide messenger RNA. RefSeq lists its product as uncharacterized. NCBI's taxonomy places the organism in Eukaryota, Viridiplantae, Streptophyta, Magnoliopsida, Sapindales, Anacardiaceae. Bases 1 to 579 code for a protein of 192 amino acids. The record is from RefSeq and is a predicted model, not a curated record. The transcript has a single exon.
AUGGUUGAGGAUAAAGUUCCUUAUUUAAAUGGUGACAACUACAAAAACUGGAGGGAGACUGUUCUUUUUUAUUUAGGGUACACUGAUCUUGACUGUGCUCUUUGUAAGGAAGAGCCACCUACACCUACAGAUACUAGCACUCAAGCUGAGAUUGCCUUGUAUGAACAGUGGGAGCGAUCCAAUCAUUUAAGCAUGAUGUUUAUCAAAUCUCACAUUAUGAGUAGUAUUCAUGGGUCAAUACCGAAGUGUGAGAAUGUCAAGGAUCUGAUGGAUACAAUUCAUGCUCAGUUUGAAACAUCAGAUAAGGCAUCACACAGCACCCUAAUGAUUAGAUUGACAUCCAUGAAGCUCACCGAUAUUAAAGGAGUUUGUGAGCACAUUAUGAAAAUGAGGGACAUCGCUGCUCAGUUGAGAUCCCUUCAUAUGGUGAUUAAUGAUGAUUUCCUGGUGCAUUAUGCCCUGAACUCUCUUUCAUCUCAUUAUACUCCUUUCAAGAUAUCCUGUGACACACAAAAGGCUAAAUGGACAAUCAAUGAACUUUUGACCAUGUGUGUUCAAGAGGAGGAGAGAUUUCUUUAG